CCACUUUUUGUUGUUGAUAUUGCUCCGCGUCUACUACGUACGUAUAUAAAGGAAUGGGUGGACUUGCUAAAUCGACUCAUUCUCCCUCAACCGGUCCCCAUCUUCAGUUCACUAUACACUAUCGAUAAUUCGGAUUACCUUGUAUAUCAAAGUACAAUCAUGUUUUGCGUCAAACUCGUGAUACUAUUUACCAUAGUUGGUUUAUGUUCAUCUCAAUACGAGGACGGCUUCCCGGAUAGUAUCAAAGCCGCGGCUUUUGAAGAAAUCAUCGGCAAUUAUUACGCGUUCGAUCCGUUCCUUCAAACGGGUCGCAAAGGUCGUGAAUCGAACGGCUUUCCAGACGAAUUGGAAUAUUCCUCCUUCCAGCCGAUUUUCGAUUCCCCACCAUUGACGCAAUCCAACGACGAUAACACGUUUUACUCAAUACCGCCAGCUUACACCGCCCCAGAAUCCAAAGACGAUUUUGAUGACUCACCCAUUUCAGUCACCACCAGACCGGCUGUCCAUCACGACGUGCGACAGCUCAACGACCUACAGACGAACAGCCCAUUCAAAUUCGAGACGGAAUUCAACAGCUUCGACAGCGAAAACUAUCCGCGUUAUCCUCCCUACUUGACUGAGCAGUCGGUUCGACAGCAGCAGCAGCUGUCGUCUGAUGUUACGCUGGAGAACAAUCUGCCCAAAUAUGUCAUCGGAGUCGGCGGGCAGGAACCGACAGAUGGAGACAACUUCUUUCAGACGAAACGUUCGGCUCGCACUCCGGCCAGACGUGCCCAUCAGUCGGGUCACAGGGACCAAUUCGUGAGACGGGCUCGUCCCGCCAUAGAACUGGACGAAUCGCCUUUCGCCAGGAGAUCGUUACGCUACGUUAAUUAUGACGACGUCCCGCCGCGUUACAAUCGUGCUCGAUCCAGUGACUUCACACAGGGCCGCAGAGCCGCUCAACAUCUCCCCGAUGACAGGAAUAUCCGUAACGGCUAUUAUGUCGCUUCAAAGGUUUUAUGGCGGACCCCUGUUCAAGCUGACGGCCAGCGCAGCCGAUAUUUCGUCGCCAGCCAGCCUCCCGUUUACGCUGAUUAACUCUUGAGAAUUCAGGGGGUCUUUGUUGCAUGUCUAUCCUCGUUUGAUUUUCUUUUUUCUAUUUUUUUUUUAAAGAAAUAAAUAUAGUAGAUCUAUCUGUGCUGGAAAGCCGACAUGCUUUUCGGGAAAUGACUGUGGGAAACUCUUUAAAAUAAACAAGGAUACAAGAUAUUUUGAAGUGGAAGAGGAAAGAGAGAUCCAAGGCCAUCCUUCAAGUAGAACUGAGCAAGUUUUCACUCUCCUGCUGUAACCGAAUAUGAUAUACAGCGCGUCCGUCUUUUGUUUUUUUUUAUCUUCCUUUUUUGUUUUAACACCGUACAUGUAACUUAUAGGUGAGGCCAACUAAUUGCCAUACAAAGACAAACGAAAAAAAAACAAAACGAAACAAAACAGGAAAUACAUAAUUUUUGUGUAACAA
Daphnia magna is the source of this 1498-nucleotide messenger RNA. RefSeq lists its product as uncharacterized. The record is from RefSeq and is a predicted model, not a curated record. Bases 160 to 1080 code for a protein of 306 amino acids. NCBI's taxonomy places the organism in Eukaryota, Metazoa, Arthropoda, Branchiopoda, Diplostraca, Daphniidae. The transcript has 3 exons.